[Candida] anglica is the source of this 1050-nucleotide messenger RNA. The record is from the annotation of a GenBank genome assembly. NCBI's taxonomy places the organism in Eukaryota, Fungi, Ascomycota, Pichiomycetes, Serinales, Debaryomycetaceae.
AUGGUUAGACGAAGCAACUCAUCCAUAGAUAGAUAUAUAUCCAAAAUCAUGUCAUUAAGUCUUCGGGAUACAUGCAGUGAUACGAACUCAUUCAAUGGCGAAUACCUCAACUUGAGAAUAUCCUCUGUCUUUGUAAUUCUCGUAGCUUCAGCGUUGGGGGCUUUUCUUCCCCUUAUUGCAGCAUACAAUCCUUACCUUCAAUUCCCCGGAUGGUGUUUCUUUAUUACAAGGUACGUUGGCUCUGGAGUCAUUGUAGCUACCGGGUUCAUACAUCUUCUUGCCGAAGCGCAGCAGGCGCUUAGUGAUCCAUGUCUUGGAGGGGUGUUGUCAGAGUAUCCAUGGGCAGAAGGAAUUGCGUUAAUGGGGGUGUUUUUAAUGUUUUUUUUCGAUAUUGUAGCACAUAAGAAAGUUGCAGAAAGAUCUAGAGCUAAAGAGACAGAAGAUGAUAAUUAUUCAAUAGAAGAAUGUGAAGUUAAACAGUUCAAUAAAGUGGUUCAGAACAGUGACAACCUGGACCUGACGUCACUGGUUGGCGGAGAAUUUACAGAGAAGAAUAUGUAUGAACAAAUUCUAAAUGCCUUUGUACUAGAAUUUGGUAUAGUAUUCCAUUCAGUGUUUGUUGGACUUUCACUUGCAAUUGCUGGGAAUGAAUUUAUUUCAUUAUAUAUAGCAAUUGCAUUCCAUCAGAUGCUUGAAGGGCUCGGUCUAGGCACUCGGUUUGCCAUGACUAAAUGGCCCCAAGAUAGACAAUGGGUCCCUUGGGUUUUGGCAUUGUGCUAUAGUUUAACUACACCAGUUGCUAUUGCAGUGGGGCUCGGAAUUAGACAUACAUACCCACCAGGGUCUAGAACUGCUUUGAUAACCACAGGGGUCUUUGAUGCGCUAUGUGGAGGUGUUUUAAUAUAUAAUAGUCUUGUAGAACUCAUGGCUUAUGAUUUCAUGUAUUCUUCACAGUUUAAAGAUGAUGUAUCCAUGAAAAGAAUGUUUGCUGCUUACAUAUGUUUACUGUUGGGUGCAGCUGCUAUGGCAUUAAUAGGUAAAUGGGCUUAA